AUGUUGCUUGAAAACAAGGGAGCAAACAUUGAUGCACUGUACAUGUACAUAACACCACUACUUCGGGCAAUCUGUCUUAACGACGCGUACCUAGUCGAAUACUUUUUGGCGAGUGGCGCUGACUUAUCCAAGCGAGACAGGUAUGGUCGUUCGCCCCUGCAUUAUACAUCUCGACUCGGAAAGUUGGAGUUAGCAAAACUAUUGUGUGAGUACGGAGCCAGAGCCAAUAUCACCGAUUACUCGGGUGUAUCACCAUUGCUGGAUGCCUCGAACAAUGGAUGCAAAUUUGCGGAACUCUUAUUGCGGGACGGAGCCAAUGUGAAUACGGCAAGCAACUUGCGUGUCACCCCUCUACACGUGGCGUGCUAUUUGGGUUCUCCUGGUUAUGACUUGGAUUCUACUGGCGCUGCUCUUCAGAUACAUACUCCGGCGCAGUUCAUACGGGACGUCCGCGUCACGGAUGGCCUGCACAUCCGCCACACUGCCCCACGGCACAAUACCCUGGGACUCUGCCAGCGUGCGCAGCCCCGUCCAUUCAUCCAAAACGUCCAGUGUGCUGGUGGGGGACGUGAUGCAGAACUCCUCAACAAACGCAAAGGGCCAGUGUUGCAAGGCACCCAACCGGGCCACCAGGUCCGGCGGCCACACGGUGUUGGCGCUGGCGAGUAG
Molecule: messenger RNA, 669 nt
Organism: Sphaeroforma arctica JP610
Lineage: Eukaryota; Ichthyosporea; Ichthyophonida
Exons: 2
Coding region: 1-669 (222 amino acids)
Molecular function (GO): protein binding
Source: RefSeq, a predicted model, not a curated record